AGUUCAUUCAUUCAUUCAUAACAGAGCACAAACAUUAAAUUAAACAACACAAAUCAUCAUAUCUUCAGUUUCAUUAUAAUUAAUUCCAAUCAAAUGGCUUCUAAAAAUGGCUUAUACAAAGCAAGUGAACUUUUCCAAGCUCAAGCACACUUGUACAAAAUCAUGUAUAGCUUCCUCAAUCCCAUGUCUGUCAAAUGGGCCAUUGACCUUCAAAUACCAGACAUCAUCCACAAUCAUCCCCAACCCAUUACUCUUUCCGAGCUUGUUUCAGCUCUUAAAGUUCCACAAUCCAAACAAACAUGUGUCCAACGACUCAUGCGAUUAUUAGCACACAUUGAUUUCUUUGCAAUUGUCAAAUUUCAAGACAACCAAGAAAGAUAUGCUCUUACUCCAACAUCACAACUUCUUGUCUCUGGCACUGAUCAUUGUUUAUCUUCCAUGGUUCGGUUACUAAACACUCCCAUUCUCGUUGAUUCGUACAAUCAUUUGGCGAAAUGGACUUCUGGGGAGGAUCUCACAGUUGUUGAGACUGCUUUAGGCCCUGAAAGUUAUUGGGAUUUCAUUCAUCAAAAUUCUGCAUACUUGAAUACUUUUAAUGAGGCUAUGGAAAGUGAUUCUCAUGUUGUGAGGUUGGCUUUGAGAGAUUGUAGGUCUGUUUUUGAAGGAAUUGGUUCGUUGGUCGAUGUUGGUGGUGGAACUGGAAACACAGCUAAAAUUAUAUGUGAGGCGUUUCCAGAGCUCAAGUACAUUGUGUUGGACCUUCCACAGGUUGUUUCUGGUUUAGCAGGAAGCAAUAACUUGAGUUUUGUUGGUGGAAACAUGUUUAAAUCUAUCCCGCAAGCUGAUGCCGUUAUGCUCAAGUGGGUUUUACACAAUUGGAGUGAUGAUGAUUGCAUAAAGAUACUCAAAAAUUGCAAGAAUUCAAUAUCAAGAAAAGGGAAAGGAGGUAAAGUGAUCAUCAUAGAUGUAGUAAUAAAUGAAAAAGAAGAUGAGCCUGAAAUGACAGAAGUAAAGCUUUUACUUGAUGUGACUAUGAUGACCAGUCUCAAUGGAAAAGAGAGAAAUGAAAAGGAAUGGAAGCAACUUUUCUUACAAGCUGGCUUCAAAUCUUACAAGAUAUUCCCCACAUUUGGUUUUAGAUCUCUAAUUGAGCUUUAUCCUUAAUCCAUGUUGUAACUUUGCUGUUUUAUAUUAAUAUAUAUUGUACUAAAGUAGCCACUCAUAUUUAAUUCAUGUGAUAUAAAUGUGGCUACUAACUAAUGGAAUGAGAAACAAUGUGUUACAUUAA
This is a messenger RNA of Trifolium pratense (red clover), 1288 nucleotides long. Its product is annotated as isoflavone-7-O-methyltransferase 9-like. Gene Ontology annotation, biological process: methylation. NCBI's taxonomy places the organism in Eukaryota, Viridiplantae, Streptophyta, Magnoliopsida, Fabales, Fabaceae. The record is from RefSeq and is a predicted model, not a curated record. The transcript is spliced from 2 exons. Gene Ontology annotation, molecular function: O-methyltransferase activity; protein dimerization activity; S-adenosylmethionine-dependent methyltransferase activity. The coding region runs from base 94 to 1164 and encodes 356 amino acids.